UCUAAAAAAAAUUGCAAAUACAUAUUUUUUAUUUUUUUGAAAAAAUUAUCUUUCACAAUUUCUUUAUAAAAUGACCAAAAUACCUCUAAAAUCUUUAAAAAUAAUAAUUCAAACCAACCCCAUCUAACCAAAUCUAAACUCACUCACUCAACCAACCAAAAUAACCUAAUCAAACCAUCCACCAAAUCAAAAAUAAUUUAAUCAAAUCUAAAUUCAACACUCACUCACCCAAAAAUUUAAGAGGUUUAGUAAUACUUUUUAAAGUUUAGAAGGCUUUAUGAUGAGACUUCUUAAGUUGGUUAAUUAUUAGCCAAAAGAAUCAGCAUAAUCUUACAAAAAUUAAAAACUACCGUAUUAGCUACUUCUGGAAAAAUCCCAUUAAUAGCUUUUUCGACACUCUGCCUUAAAAAUAUAAUCUGAAUGACCAUUUUAGCCAUUUUCUACUUAAUUUCGUAGCAUCCUGCAACGCAAUCGGUAUGCAUCAAAGAAAAUGAAUGGCAACGAGGACAAAAUCGAAACCAGCGACGCCAGAAGCAGCGGUUCACCAUCGUCAUCAUGGUCCGAUCUAACUCACGAGUGCUUAAUCAACAUCCUCUCUCGACUCACCUUGGAGCAGCGAUGGCUAGGUCCUAUGCUAGUUUGCAAAUCGUGGCUCAACGCUUCCAAAGAUUCUUCACUCCACUCCAUUUUUAAUCUCCAAACUCACUUCGUCUCGUUACCCGAGUCAUCUAGCUGGUGGACCCCACAGUUUGAGAGCAAAAUCGAUUCCGUUCUCCGCUCCGUCGUCGUUUGGAGCGAUGGCUCCCUCACUGACAUCCGUACCCGACACUGCUCUGAUUUUUCCCUCAAUUUGGUCGCCCAAAGGUGCCCAAACCUUGAGGUUCUUUGGCUCGAGAGCAGUCCGAAUGCUACUGAUGCAUCAAUGCUUCAGAUUGCGUUUAAGUGCGGAAAGCUUCGUGAGCUUGACAUCAGUUAUUGCUAUGAAAUAUCUCAUGAGUCUCUUGUAAUGAUAGGAAGGAAUUGUCCCAAUCUUAAGGUUCUUAAACGGAAUUUUAUGAAUUGGUUAGAUCCUUCCCAACAUGUGGGAAUUGUUCCCAAUGAGUAUUUAAAUGCCUGUCCUCAAGAUGGGGAUUCAGAGGCGGAUGCUAUUGCUAAAUUCAUGCCUCAUUUGGUGCAUCUUGAGCUGAGGUUCUCUAAACUAACUGCAAGAGGACUUGCAUUGAUUUGUGAAGGGUGUUUGAAUCUUGAGUACUUGGAUCUAUCUGGGUGUGCAAAUUUGAGGAAUCGGGAUAUUGCUAAUGCUACGUCGAGUUUGAAGAAAUUGAAGGAUUUUAAAAAGUCUAAUUUUUAUAUCCCCACGUCUGGUUUUCACACUGAAAGGUAUGGUCAUUGGAGGCUGUAUGAUGAGCGUUUCCAGACAGACGCUUUCCGUCUUUGAUCAGGUGUUUGUCAUUUGAUCUUUGUGUACGAAAUAAAGAACUUUUAUUUCUUUGCUGAUUUUCGGCGCUCUUAUUAUAUUACUAUUUGUGAUUGAUGUCUUUCAUAUCUGGCAGCUUGUGUCAUGCUGCUUAUGUGACUUUUGUGUUAUCCGUUGCACAAAUCUAUCAUUAAGUCUGUAAAUUUAUCAUGUACUUCCUAUUCUUACUUUGAAUGACUGUAUUAACUUGUGUAA
This is a messenger RNA of Mercurialis annua (annual mercury), 1672 nucleotides long. Its product is annotated as F-box protein SKIP1-like. The coding region runs from base 491 to 1438 and encodes 315 amino acids. NCBI's taxonomy places the organism in Eukaryota, Viridiplantae, Streptophyta, Magnoliopsida, Malpighiales, Euphorbiaceae. Gene Ontology annotation, molecular function: protein binding. The record is from RefSeq and is a predicted model, not a curated record. Gene Ontology annotation, cellular component: SCF ubiquitin ligase complex. Gene Ontology annotation, biological process: SCF-dependent proteasomal ubiquitin-dependent protein catabolic process. The transcript has 2 exons.